CUCUCUCCUACCAUCACUCUUUCUCUCCCCUAACCUUUUGUACUACCAUAACCAUUACCAUACAUACUCUUCUCCAUCACGCCACAAACGCAGAUUCACACAUAUUCAUCUUCUUCUUCUUCUUCCUCAUCGCUUGUUCAUCGCCACUGGCUGUUUCUGUUCUAAGGUGUCGCCAGCUGUAUUCUAGAGUUACUUUUCUUUGUAUUGAUUAUUAGUGUUGGGACAGGUCAGUUUUCUCUUCUUGUUGUGGGACUGAAUAGCUCUUGGAUUAAAUUUUAGGGCUAUUAAGAGGUUUCCAGGGGUCUCCUAUGGCGAAAGGUCUUUGAUUUAUCGAUUUUUUGGGAUUAUGGGCAUGUAUAUUGGCUUAAAUGGAACCAUGGAUCUGUCACUGUGUUCCUUUCUAGAUUUCUAGGGAAGAAUCGAGAUUGAUUGAGAAGAGGCCUGAGUGUUUUCCUCUACCUUCCGAUCUACAAAAAAGAUCAAUUGGGUUUUGUUGUAUUUCGUAUUUGAGUGUAGAAACGCUUGAUUUGGGGUAAAUUUGUGGAGUAGGUAAUCUGUGAUGGAAGCUAGAAUCGAAGGUGAGGCUCAACAUUUAUAUGGUCUUAGAGCCAUGGAUCUGAGGUCUGUAGGUAAAAGGAGUGUGGAGUGGGAUUUGAAUGAUUGGAAAUGGGAUGGUGAUCUCUUCGUAGCUACACAAUUGAACCCUGGUGGUGGCGAAACGAUGGGGCGCCAGUUUUUCCCAAUAGGAAACUCGUCAAACAGCUCUUCGUCUUGCUCUGAUGAAGGCAAUAACACUGAGUUAACGGUCACAAGACCAAGAGAGGUUGAGAAGAAAAGAAGAGCUGUUGCGACAGGGGAAGAUAAUAAUGGUGGUGGUGGUGGUGGUCUUACUUUGAAGCUAGGAGAUGAUGGUUAUGAUCUUAAUGGUGAAAGAGAAGGGGGCUCUGCGGCGAAGAAGACGAAAUUCGGAGGUGGGACAAAUCGCGCGGCUUGUCAGGUGGAAAACUGUGAAGCUGAUCUUAGCAAAGUUAAGGAUUAUCAUAGACGUCAUAAGGUGUGCGAGAUGCAUUCUAAGGCUACUAGUGCAAUUGUUGGAGGAAUUAUGCAGCGGUUUUGUCAGCAAUGUAGUAGGUUCCAUGUUCUUCAGGAGUUUGAUGAAGGAAAGAGAAGUUGUCGUAGACGUUUGGCUGGGCAUAAUAAACGCAGGAGGAAAACAAAUCCCGAACCUGGCGCUAACGGGAAUCCUCUGAGUGAUGAUCAUCAAUCAAGCAAUUUUCUGCUCAUUAGUCUCUUGAAGAUACUCUCCAAUAUGCAUUCCAAUCGAUCAGACCAUCCCGGUGAUCAAGAUUUGAUGUCUCAUCUUCUGAAGAGCCUUGUGAGCCAUGCUGGUGAACAAUUAGGGAAAAAUUUGGUUGAACUUCUUCUUCAAGGAGGAUCUCAAGCUUCCUUAAAUAUUGGAAACUCGAAUUUGCUUGCAAUUGAGCAAGCUCCUCAAGAGGAUUUAAAGCAAGCUCCUGAAAUUCCUCGGCAAGAAUUGUAUGCCAAUGGGACAGCUACAGAGAACAGAUCAGAGAAACAAGUCAAAGUAAAUGAUUUUGAUUUGAAUGACAUCUAUAUAGACUCAGAUGAUGGUACAGAUAUCGAAAGAUCUCCUCCUCCUACAAAUCCAGCAACCAGCUCUCUUGAUUAUCCUUCGUGGAUACAUCAGUCUAGUCCACCUCAGACAAGUAGGAAUUCAGAUUCAGCAUCUGACCAGUCACCAUCAAGUUCCAGCGAAGAUGCUCAGAUGCGCACAGGUCGGAUUGUGUUCAAACUUUUUGGGAAAGAGCCAAAUGAUUUUCCUGUUGUCCUGCGUGGACAGAUUCUUGACUGGUUAUCGCAUAGUCCAACUGACAUGGAGAGCUACAUUAGGCCUGGUUGUAUCGUAUUGACCAUCUAUCUUCGUCAAGCUGAAACUGCUUGGGAAGAUCUUUCUGAUGACCUGGGCUUUAGCUUAAGGAAGCUUCUAGAUCUCUCAGAUGAUCCUUUAUGGACAACUGGAUGGAUUUAUGUUAGGGUGCAAAACCAACUUGCGUUUGUAUUUGACGGUCAGGUUGUUGUUGACACUUCCUUACCGCUAAGAAGUCGUGAUUAUAGCCACAUUAUGAGUGUUAGACCGCUGGCUGUAGCUACAACAGGAAAGGCUCAAUUUACAGUAAAAGGCAUCAAUCUCCGUCGACCUGGCACAAGGUUACUUUGUGCUGUAGAAGGAAAAUACUUGAUUCAGGAAACAAAACAUGACUCCACGAAAGAGAAUGAUGAUUGCAAUGAGAAUAACGAGAUUGUUGAGUGUGUCAGUUUUUCUUGUGAUUUGCCUAUAACAAGCGGUCGAGGAUUCAUGGAGAUUGAAGACCAAGGACUCAGCAGCAGCUUCUUCCCUUUCAUAGUGGUUGAAGAAGAUGAUGUUUGUUCUGAAAUACGUAUACUAGAAACCACAUUAGAGUUCACUGAAACUGAUUCUGCUAAGCAAGCUAUGGAUUUCAUUCAUGAAAUCGGUUGGCUUCUUCACAGAAGUAAGCUUGGGGAAUCAGACCCAAAUCCAGACGUUUUUCCGUUAGAACGAUUCAAGUGGCUAAUCGAGUUUUCAAUGGACCGAGAGUGGUGCGCUGUGAUCAGAAAACUAUUGAACAUGUUCUUUGAAGGAGCCGUUGGUGAUUCUUCCUCUUCCUCUGAUGCUGCGCUAUCAGAACUGUGCCUUCUUCACAGGGCCGUUAGGAAAAACUCUAAGCCUAUGGUCGAAAUGCUCUUGAGAUACGUUCCCAAGCAGCAAAGACACAGCUUGUUUAGACCCGAUGCUACUGGUCCAGCCGGUUUAACACCUCUUCACAUUGCAGCCGGUAAAGAUUGUUCAGAAGAUGUGUUGGACGCUCUAACAGAAGAUCCCGCAAUGGUGGGGAUUAAAGCGUGGAAAACAUCUCGAGACAGCACAGGCUUCACACCAGAAGACUAUGCACGCUUACGCGGUCACUUCUCAUAUAUCCACCUGAUUCAACGCAAGAUCAAUAAAAAGUCAACAACUGAAGAUCACGUUGUGGUCAACAUCCCUGUAUCUUUCUCAGACAGAGAGAUGAAAGAAUCAAAAUCAGGUCCAGUGGCUUCAGCCUUGGAGAUCACCACACAGACUAACCAGCUUCAAUGCAAGCUCUGUGACCAUAAACUGGUGUAUGGGACAGCACGCCGGUCAGUAGCAUACAGACCAGCUAUGUUGUCAAUGGUGGCGAUUGCUGCGGUUUGUGUCUGUGUGGCACUUCUCUUCAAGAGUUGCCCAGAAGUGCUCUAUGUGUUUCAACCGUUCAGGUGGGAGUUAUUGGACUAUGGAACAAGAUGAGUGUAAGUCUACUAAUAAGAAUCUUCUAAGAUAUAAAUGUAAAAGUGUGGUUUCUAUAUGUAACUAUAUGAGUAUAAGAUAUAGAGACAUGUUUGGUUUAGAAGAUUGUUGUCGUUGUGUGUAAAAGCCUUCUCCUCUCUCCGCUGAACCUCAGGAUUCUCUCUCUCUCUCUCUCUCUCUCUCUCUCUCUCUGAUUAGUAUAUAUUUUUUGUUGACAUAAUUAUAAUGUUCUAUUUGUAAUUUUACAAUGGAAAUGAUGUUGUACCAGUUAUUUUUC
This is a messenger RNA of Eutrema salsugineum, 3644 nucleotides long. RefSeq names its product squamosa promoter-binding-like protein 1. Gene Ontology annotation, molecular function: DNA binding. Gene Ontology annotation, cellular component: nucleus. The record is from RefSeq and is a predicted model, not a curated record. Lineage: Eukaryota; Viridiplantae; Streptophyta; Magnoliopsida; Brassicales; Brassicaceae. Bases 560 to 3367 code for a protein of 935 amino acids. The transcript is spliced from 10 exons.